UCUGAAUAUAUUAUAGUUACGCUAUCAGCCAUCUCCCAUGUGGUUCAGACCACCCAGUUAUGUUUGGCUCUUCCGGUUAAGUAGCUUUACCGGCGGACUGCGUGUGUUAGCGAGUCCCUCCUGCUGCCCCGCACCGACAUUUCAGCGCAGUUCUCCUUUACUCUUCACCCGGAAUUUCACUAUGCAGCCCAGCCGAAAUGUAGCUAGCAGUUGCGGCGAAGCGUGUUUAGGCAAAACAAAUAGUUCUGGGCCGGAGCUUUACAGCAGCAACAUUUCCACUGUCAUUACAGAAGACGCAGGUCCUCCGGAUGAGAAGAAGAAGGAGCAAGUGCACAGUACGCUUCUUGUGAACCAGAGACACCUGAGGACCCCGAGCCCUCAGACUGGGGCCAACUGCGAUGACGACUCGGAGGCAGAGGCUUUCCGGGAUGGGAGAAGCGAGGAGGUCGACAGGGACACAAGGGACAGGGCCAUAAAUUGGUGCCGAGACUUUCUUUCUGGGUCGUGGAAGACCAUUGAAGAUGCUGAUUUUCAAAUCAGCAUUGUCAGUGGUGGACUGAGUAAUUUGCUGUACCUGUGUAGUUUGCCCGACCAUGUGCAAUGUGUGGGACAGGAACCUCGCCAGGUGCUCCUCAGGAUUUAUGGUGCCAUUUUACAGGGAGUGGACUCUCUGGUGUUGGAGAGUGUGAUGUUUGCCAUUCUUGCAGAAAGGGCAUUAGGCCCAAAACUUUAUGGCAUCUUCCCCCAGGGACGCUUGGAACAAUACCUUCUGAAUACUCGCAUGUGCACCGAACAACUUUCAGAUCCAGCCAUCUCAGCUGAGAUUGCCAACAAGCUGGCACGUUUCCAUAACAUGGUUAUGCCCUUUAACAAAGAGCCUAAGUGGCUGUUUGGGACCAUUGAUAAAUACAUGGCUCAAGUGCUGAAAAUUAAUUUUGUACGUGAUGCACAUGUGAAGAAGUACAAGAAGUUGAUGAAGCUAGACCUUCCUGCUGAGCUGAAGAGCCUCCGUGCUUUGCUGGCAGCGACUCCCUCACCAGUGGUAUUUUGCCACAAUGACGUUCAAGAAGGCAACAUCCUUAUGCUGGAAGACAAAACGCAUUCCUCAAGGGACAAACUCAUGCUCAUCGACUUUGAAUACAGCAGUUACAACUACAGGGGUUUUGACUUCGGGAACCAUUUCAGUGAGUGGAUGUAUGACUACACCUACAAUGAGUGGCCUUUCUACAAAGCCACACCAGAGAACUAUCCAACCAGGGAGCAGCAGCUUCUUUUUAUUAGAAGUUAUUUGGCAGAACAAAGCAAAUUCACUAACGUUGCUGUGGACCAGACACAGACUGAAGAAGAUAUGAUAAUCGAAGCAAACAGAUAUGCAUUGGCAUCACACUUCCUCUGGGGGCUGUGGUCCAUCAUUCAAGCUAAGAUAUCCAAGAUUGAGUUUGGAUACAUGGACUACGCCCAGUGUCGUUUUGAUGCCUACUUCAAGCAAAAGAAGCUCUUCAGUUGACUUCCGAUAUGUUAAUCAGGGUGUACUGUCUCAUUUAUGUUAUCUUUCUUCAAGCUUGUCUCAUGCCUUUGUCAACAUUUUGCAUCCAUAUUUUUGAAACUAUACCUGUCUGCUUAUGGUGAAGCGGGGGAAAAAAGACAUUUUAAGGCGAUACACAAGUACGCUCUACACCUCAAGCAGUUACUCACGAAUAACCUGACUGAAAUGUUGUCAUCAUUUAGGGAACUCAGUUGAUUCACAGCUGGUUUAUGUUAUGUUAUGGUUUAUGCAUUUCAUUUCCUUGGACCACUUUUGGACAUUUUUUUUUUUUGUGUGUUUUCUAUGGAUGUCAAAGACCAGAGAAUGAAUGUCCUUUUUCAUUUGAAAUUUUGCCUGUAUUAGUUAUAUUUAGUGUAUAUUAAACCAAUACUGUUGAGUUCAGCAUGAGACAUGUUUGUAUAAAAGUCUACCUCUCACUUGCAAUGUUUGUAGUGUGUAUUGUUUUCAUCUUAAAGGGCUGAUUACAACUGUGUCCUGUGAGGGAAUAACUUAGAUUAUAAUUACAUAGUCACUCCAUACAUCAUAACUCUUUCCUGUUUUAGGUUUUACUGAAGACCAUGUGAAAAUAUUCCACUCUAGUUAUUCUUUAAAUGUUCAUAGAAUUAAGUUAUAAGCUUGCCUGCUUUCAGCAAGUUAUUAUGUGAAGGCUUUUUAUUUAUACUCUUUCAUCACUGUAGUCAACAAUACUGUCAGUUUAAGCAAUUAAUUAAAAAGUGUAAAGCUGUUUUCACAUAUGAACUGCAGCGCUGAGCUUUUCUAGACAUUACCCUACAGAAAUGUAUGUUUUGGCCAUUAAAAACACAAAGUUUAUGAGGUGUCUCAUCACAUUGAUGUGAGAAUUGUAUGGCAACUCCUGCAUGCUUUAUCCAGACAGCACCCUCGCCUUACUCACACAGUCCUUCCUGUAAUAAGAACACAUCUGAAACAGACUCUUUCCUCUUAUGUGCUACAUCAGAACUUGAAGCAACAUGAAGAGUUCAUGUGUGAAAAUGGCUUGAAGCAUUUGUCUGUAAUUUUUGUCCUUGUCACUAUAUAAGAUAACUGUUAUAGUUGCAUUUCUGCUGCAUCAGCUGUCUGCCUUUUUAACUCAGUUUUAUUUCUACUUUUCUCUUUUGUCUGCAAAUAAUAGCUUGACAUUCUUACCUAAUAGAAAGUUAUGGCAAAUGUGUAAGUUUCACCAAUAAUGAAAAAGUGUGUUGCAGUCACUUCCUGUAGUUCAUUUGAAUGGUAAUUUUUUUAAAAUUGCUUUAUUGUGCUUUUAUUUAUUUUGACUGUCUUGUAUUACACUGAAUGUUCAGUAAUUUUGCAAUAAAUAAGGUCUCCAUAACAAUGUUUUUUUUUAUU
Molecule: messenger RNA, 2890 nt
Organism: Archocentrus centrarchus (flier cichlid)
Lineage: Eukaryota; Metazoa; Chordata; Actinopteri; Cichliformes; Cichlidae
Gene: chkb
Product: choline kinase beta
Exons: 11
Coding region: 38-1507 (489 amino acids)
Biological process (GO): phosphatidylethanolamine biosynthetic process; CDP-choline pathway
Cellular component (GO): cytoplasm
Molecular function (GO): choline kinase activity; ethanolamine kinase activity
Source: RefSeq, a predicted model, not a curated record